Messenger RNA from Enhydra lutris kenyoni (northern sea otter), 1320 nucleotides. Its product is annotated as thromboxane A2 receptor. Lineage: Eukaryota; Metazoa; Chordata; Mammalia; Carnivora; Mustelidae. Bases 146 to 1177 code for a protein of 343 amino acids. Gene Ontology annotation, molecular function: thromboxane A2 receptor activity. Gene Ontology annotation, cellular component: plasma membrane. The record is from RefSeq and is a predicted model, not a curated record. The transcript has 3 exons. Gene Ontology annotation, biological process: inflammatory response; positive regulation of cytosolic calcium ion concentration; positive regulation of vasoconstriction.
CCUGCCCGCGGGGCUCCGCGACAGGCGCGACCCCCGUGCGUCCCACCGGUCACCGUCUCCAGGCAUGCCUGAGCCAGCGCGAGCUCUCCCCACCUGCAGCGUCGGCCCGAUGGGGUGUUGACCCUCCGCUCCCCGCCCCAGCGCCAUGUGGCCCAAUGGCACCUCUCUGGGGCCCUGUUUCCGGCCCACCAACAUCACCCUGGAGGAGCGGCGCCUGAUCGCCUCUCCCUGGUUCUCGGCCUCCUUCUGCGUGGUGGGCCUGGCGUCCAACCUGCUCGCCCUGAGCGUGCUGGCAGGGGCGCGGCAGGCCAGCUCGCAGGCGCGCUCCUCCUUCCUCACCUUCCUCUGCGGCCUGGUGCUCACCGACUUCAUGGGGCUGCUGGUCACCGGCGCGAUCGUGGUGUCCCAGCACGCCAUCCUGUUCGACUGGCGCGCCGCGGACCCCGGCUGCCGCCUCUGCCAGUUCAUGGGCGUCAUCAUGGUCUUUUUUGGCCUCUGCCCACUGCUGCUGGGGGCCGCCAUGGCCUCGGAGCGCUACCUGGGCAUCACCCGGCCCUUCUCGCGGCCCGCGGGGGCCUCGCAGCGCCGGGCCUGGGCCACGGUGGGGCUGGUGUGGGCGUCGGCGCUGGCGCUGGGCCUGCUGCCCCUGCUGGGCGUCGGCCGCUACACGGUGCAGUACCCGGGCUCCUGGUGCUUCCUCACGCUCGGCGCCCAGCCUGGGGACGUGGCCUUCGGGCUGCUCUUCACCCUCCUUGGCAGCUUCUCGGUGGGGCUGUCCUUCCUGCUCAACACGAUCAGUGUGGCCACCCUGUGCCACGUCUACCACGGGCGGGAGGCCGCCCAGCAGCGCCCGCGGGACUGCGAGGUGGAGAUGAUGGCUCAGCUCACGGGCAUCAUGGUGGUGGCCAGUAUCUGCUGGAUGCCGCUGCUGGUCUUCAUCGCCCAGACGGUGCUGCGCAGCCCACCCGCCAUGAGCCCCAGCGGGCAGCUGUCGCGAGCCACUGAGCAGCAGCUGCUCAUUUACCUGCGCGUGGCCACCUGGAACCAGAUCCUGGACCCCUGGGUGUACAUCCUCUUCCGCCGGGCCGUGAUCCGCCGCCUCCACCCUCGCCUCAGCGCCCGGCCCAGGUCGCUGUCCCUGCAGCCGCAGCUCACCCAGAGACGCCCCGUGCCUUAGAGCCCGACGGCUGCAGGGGGCUCCCCCCGGCUGGCGCGUCCCUCCCGAGGACACAGCUGCCUGUUCUGGGGUUCCGGCAGCCCAGAGUCUCAGAAGGACCAAGCCUUGGAGUGGCAGGAUUGUGGGCUGCUCUCUAGCAGCCU